CCCGUGAACCCUGUCCCUAACAAAGAAAAGAGAUCAUCUUCAUGACUCUUUGAAGUCCAACUCAAGGCCAAGAGGAUUAUUAUUAAAGCAAACAUGGAAGAACCAAAUUCAAUCAUUUCCUCCAACACAUGAGCACAUGGCUGAGUCUAUUCUGGAAGUUGUGCUUGGGACUUUGAACAAGUUCAUUCAAGAUGAGCUUGGCUUGUUUCUGGGUGUCAAUCAAGAGAUGAACAGACUCAGUAGCACACUUUCAACAAUCUGGGCUGUGCUUGAAGAUGCCGAGGAAAAGCAACUUACUGACAAGGCUAUAAGAAAUUGGCUGCAAAAGCUAAAAGAUGCAGCUUACAUUCUGGAUGACAUAUUGGAUGAGUGUGCAACAGAAGGACUUCGAUUUCAGUAUAGAAGAAAAAACUGUAGAUCAACAAACAAGGUAAGACAUUCUUCCUUAUCCUCAUUUCAUCCAAUGAUUGUACUUUUCCGCUACAAAAUUGCUAGGAAAAUGAAAAAGACAAGGGUGUUGUUAGAUGCAAUUGCUGAUGAAAAGCGCAAGUUUCAUUUGUGUGAGGCAGUUACCCAGAGGAAAACUGAAGUGAUGGAAUGGCGUCAAACUGGUUCCAUUAUUACUCAACCUCAGGUAUAUGGAAGAGAAGAAGAUAAGAAAAGAAUUGUGGAUUUUUUGGUCGGUCAGGCUUCUGGUUUUGAUGAUGUAUCAGUGUAUCCUAUAGUUGGUAUUGGUGGACUAGGAAAGACAACUCUGUUGAAGAUUUGGGUAUGUGUUUCACAGAAUUUCGAUGUUAAGAGAAUGUUAAAAGCUAUCAUGGAAUCAGCCACUGGUCAUAGCUGUGAAUCUUUGGAUUUAGAUCCCCUGCAGAGAAAACUUCAAGAGACGCUUCAAGGAAAAAAAUACUUGAUUGUUUUGGAUGAUGUGUGGAAUGACGACCAAGAGAAAUGGGAUAGGUUGAAAUAUGUCUUGUCAUGUGGAUCAAGAGGUUCCUCCAUUCUUGUCACUACUCGGAUAGCAAAGGUAGCAUCCAUCGUGGGAACGCAACCUUCUCAUCAGCUAUAUGGUUUAUCCAUUGAUGAAUGCUGGAAAUUGUUCAGGCAACGUGCCUUUGGACCAGACAGGGAAGCGCAUGCACAGCUUGCGGACAUAGGAAAGGAGAUAGUGAAAAAGUGUGGUGGUGUGCCUCUUGCUGCGAAAGCAUUGGGAGGCCUUUUAUGUUUCACCAGGGAAGAGAGUGAGUGGCUCUACGUCAAGGAUAGCAAACUUUGGGGUCUACCACAAGAUGAAAACUCCAUCUUAGCUACCUUGAGAUUAAGCUAUUGGAACUUGCCAUUCAAAGCAAGACCUUGCUUUGCCUAUUGUGCCAUUUUCCCCAAAGGUAAAGAAAUUAAUAAGCGUUUGCUGAUUCAACUUUGGCUGGCUAAUGGGUUCAUAACACCCUGUGGAAAAAUGGAUGUAGAAGACGUGGGCAAUGAGGUGUGGAAAGAAUUGUAUUGGAGAUCAUUUUUCCAAGAUAUUCAGACAGAUGAAUUUGGCAUGACAACAAGUUUCAAGAUGCAUGAUCUAGUUCAUGAUCUUGCCCAAUCAAUCAUGAGAGAAGAAUGUCACAUUCUGGACAACAUAAGCUCAAAUGAUUUGCAUGGAAACACUCGCCAUCUUUCUGCUCCAAUCUAUAGACUUAAAAGAUCUCAUUUUGGUUUGUCAGACAUACCCAAAUCCUUACGAAGCAGCCUACAUGUAUCAAAUGCAGUUUCAUCUGUCUCCCUACUGAUGAAAACUACCUCUUUGAGAGCAAUUCAUGAGAGUGGCAGUGAGACGGUAACAGAAUUGCCAUCUUCAAUAGGGAAUUUGAAGCAUCUAAGAUCAUAAUGGUAUUCUCCAACAACGGAAGAAAUGAAGAACUUGAUCCAGUCAAGAUUGAAAUUUCAGAAGAGCCAGAGAUUUCCUCAUAGCAGGAUAUGAUGGUAAAUAUUUGAGGAAGAUUACAUUAACUGAACUGGGUAUAUGCGCGGUAGUGCACUAUUUGUUGGCAAAAUCUUUGGAUUGUGUAACGACUGCAUUUGGAGAACACAGUGUUCAUCGCGUAUGGUUACGUUUGGUAAGUGUUUUAUGUCCAAGGAGUUUUUAUGUAAUAUGACAACCAAGUUUGAGUGCUUAUAAUGUGAUCCAUUAUAUGCAACCACGUUAGUGUACUAAAAAUUCAUAUAUCAAUUUCAAUAGUGAUCUUGACCUUAA
Molecule: messenger RNA, 2239 nt
Organism: Prosopis cineraria
Lineage: Eukaryota; Viridiplantae; Streptophyta; Magnoliopsida; Fabales; Fabaceae
Product: putative disease resistance protein RGA3
Exons: 3
Coding region: 137-1873 (578 amino acids)
Biological process (GO): defense response to other organism
Molecular function (GO): ADP binding
Source: RefSeq, a predicted model, not a curated record